AGCGAACUGGUUUUACUGUGAAGGUCCCGGGCUGGCUGUAGGAGUGGUGCUGCAUCGGACUGACAUAACCAGUCGUCUGUCGGUGCCGGUGCCGCUGAGCCUGACGUGGACACUAAAGUUCAGCGGAGCAGGAGUCGCCGUGUGAAGAAGCUGAAAGUCAAAUCUGCUCCAAGACUUGCAGACAAAAUGGCCCCAACUCUGGAUAUUGAGAAACUGCGGCUCGGUGACUUGAUUGAAAUUUCCCGUCCCAUGUACCAGCACUGGGCUGUGUACGUUGGCAAUGGCUACGUCAUUCACUUGGCACCGCCCUGUGAGGGCCCGAGUGUAGGCUCCAGCAGUGUGAUGUCCGUCCUGGCUGACAGUGCCAUGGUGAAGAAAGAGUUCCUGUGGGCCGUAGUGGGAGGUGACGAAUGGAAAGUAAACAACGACCUGGACCGAGAGCACAGUCCCCGUCUGGGUUUUGUCAUUGCGAAUGACGCCAUGGGAUGGGUGGGCAGGACUGUGCCGUACUCCAUCGUCAGCGGGAACUGUGAGCACUUUGUCAACAACCUACGCUACGGCAAAAACGUGUCCCGUCAGGUGACUUCAGCAACAAAUGUUGCCAUCGGAGUGGGUGCGGCCGGACUCGUAGUCUGCGGCGUCCUGGCUUUGGCAAGAGGCCUCAGAGGAGAGAACAAAAACACAGAGUGAUGAGUCACAAGUCGCCUGUUCGGAACCAGUGCCUUGAUAAACUCAUCACCAGCAAAGUCUAACUGGCCCUUACUAUAAUCAAACUAGAGCUCAGAUUACUUUUUUCACCCUGUUUUCUUAACUUUACUUUAAUUUGUCUCUAACACCUUUUGUAAGGUUUGAUGCAAGACUGUUUGCUUUUGGAUCAGGUCUCUGUAUUUUUUAGACUUUUUGUAACAUUUCUAAAUUUUCACUAAAUGUGCCAAGAUGAAAUAUGUAAAAAAAAAAAUGAUGUAAGAAGGCAUUUGAAAGACUUUCAAAUCUUUUCUACAGGUUAGGUUGUUGUUUUUUAAAUUCUUUUUUUUUUCAAAGUUUUAAACAAGAUGUUUGCUAAAAGUUGCUCAUGAAGAAGUAAUAUUGGCUAUUAAAUCUAAAAGUGACCGAUGUUUGCUGAUGAAGAAUAUAUAUCAAACAAUGAAGUUGUUAACACGUCUCACAGGAAGGGCACUUUAAUGUCAUGUCACAUCACGUGGUACUAAAUUUGUCAUCUUCUGAUGAUUAAAAAGAGGAAAAAUCA
This is a messenger RNA of Platichthys flesus (European flounder), 1246 nucleotides long. RefSeq names its product phospholipase A and acyltransferase 3-like. Lineage: Eukaryota; Metazoa; Chordata; Actinopteri; Pleuronectiformes; Pleuronectidae. Gene Ontology annotation, biological process: N-acylphosphatidylethanolamine metabolic process. The transcript is spliced from 5 exons. Gene Ontology annotation, molecular function: A2-type glycerophospholipase activity; glycerophospholipid phospholipase A1 activity. The record is from RefSeq and is a predicted model, not a curated record. Gene Ontology annotation, cellular component: cytoplasm. Bases 187 to 690 code for a protein of 167 amino acids.